CCCCAGAACAUGCUUGGUUUCCAAAAACUCAACUGAACCGGACGCAUCAUUUUAAAGUGCAAGUAUUGCGGCGGGUUUGAGUUUUGAAGAUUAGUAGCGGGGAGAUGGGGUCUGGUAGGAAGAUGUUGGAGAGCGGGAUUCUGGGAAGAGCUGAGUUCGUGGUACCGGAUGUGUGAUUUUCAAUAAAGUGUGUUCAUUUAGAAGUAAUACACAGUCUACCGAGCUGAACCCCAUUUGAUACUGUGGACAGUUUAAAGAUGGAAUCAGUCCCGAUUAAAGAGGAGCUCCCUAAACUUGAACUGGUCCCCAUUAGACUGGAGUUCUCUGGACUGUCUUCCCUCCCUAUUAAACAGAAGCUCUGUGAGAUGCCAUCUGACAGCAUCAAGUCGGAGGUGUCUGGGAUUAAAGCUGAGCGCAAUGAAUUGGAGAUCUCCCAGACAGAAGAACCCCUUCCUGUGAAUGAAGAGGUGCUGGGAAUGUUACCAAGCAGAACCACGUUUGAUGCCUUGGACAAUGUGAAGAUGGAAUCUGUCCCGAUUAAAGAGGAGCUCCCUAAACUUGAACUGGUCCCCAUUAGACUGGAGUUCACUGGACUGGCUGCCCUCCCCAUUAAACAGGAGCUCUGUGAGACGCCCUGUGACAGCAUCAAGCCAGUGGUGUCUGGAAUUAAAGCUGAGCGCAACGAACUGGAGAUCUCCCAGACAGAAGAACCAGUUCCUAUGAAAGAAGAGGUGCUGGAAAUGGUGCGUAUUAAACUGGAGCCCCUGAAAGAGGAGGUACUCUUGAAACCAGGGAAGGAAGAAUCCGAAGACUUGAAAGCAGUCCCCACUUUGCUGGGUCCGGUACACCUGCGGGAGUGUAGCGUGGUGCUGUAGAGAAU
Messenger RNA from Acipenser ruthenus (sterlet), 880 nucleotides. RefSeq lists its product as uncharacterized. Lineage: Eukaryota; Metazoa; Chordata; Actinopteri; Acipenseriformes; Acipenseridae. The coding region runs from base 258 to 875 and encodes 205 amino acids. The transcript has 4 exons. The record is from RefSeq and is a predicted model, not a curated record.